GGUCAGUCGAUAGAGAAUUAAAUUGUCUACAAAACGGUUUAUUUACUUUUGAGUUCUGACUUUUUCAAAAAUUUCUGCAAAUAAAACAAAAUCAUAGAAAAACGUCACGGAAUUACGUACGCAGGUAGAGUUAGCUGGCCAGGGCGUUCUAUCAAUAGUAUCAUCUUGUGGUUCAAAUUUAUAAAAAUAUUGACCGGAAAUUAGAUCCCUUACAAUUAUUAUUUGGUACAGAAGAAAGCCAAUUGUUAAUGCAAGAGAUGUAUCUGAUUUUCACAGAAACAACGAUUAAUUCAGUAUCUUUGGGUAUAACAAAACAUUUAAAUGAACAAAUACACAAACAAAAAGAAGAUGAUGAUGACAAUCUUUUAUAUGUGUUAAAAAUAUUAGAAGUGGAUGGUGGUACUGGUGGAUCUACUGUCCCUUUUUAA
Molecule: messenger RNA, 428 nt
Organism: Didymodactylos carnosus
Lineage: Eukaryota; Metazoa; Rotifera; Eurotatoria; Philodinida; Philodinidae
Source: the annotation of a GenBank genome assembly